AUGGGUGCUCUAGAUCACAUUUCUGAACUCUUUGACUGUUCCGGCGGCGGUUCUCAUCACAAAAAACGCAAACAAUUACAGACGGUGGAAGUGAAAGUGAAGAUGGACUGUGAAGGAUGUGAGAGAAAAGUUCGAAGGUCGGUGGAAGGGAUGAAAGGCGUAAACCAAGUUGAUAUAGAGAGGAAAGCAAACAAAGUAACAGUUACUGGUUAUGUUGAACCAAACAAAGUGGUGGCGCGUAUAGCUCACCGCACUGGGAAGAGAGCUGAGAUAUGGCCGUAUGUUCCAUACGACGUCGUUGAACACCCGUACGCGCAAGGUACGUAUGAUAAGAAAGCACCGGCUGGUUAUGUCAGAAACAACUACGAUAAUAAUCAGUAUUCUGGAUCUCAUCUAGCGCGUGCUAGUUCGACUGAGGUUCGGUACACCACCGCUUUCAGCGACGAGAACCCCGCCGCCUGUGCUGUUAUGUGA
This is a messenger RNA of Vicia faba (fava bean), 474 nucleotides long. Lineage: Eukaryota; Viridiplantae; Streptophyta; Magnoliopsida; Fabales; Fabaceae. The record is from the annotation of a GenBank genome assembly.